Wasmannia auropunctata (little fire ant) is the source of this 1270-nucleotide messenger RNA. RefSeq lists its product as uncharacterized. The transcript is spliced from 2 exons. The record is from RefSeq and is a predicted model, not a curated record. NCBI's taxonomy places the organism in Eukaryota, Metazoa, Arthropoda, Insecta, Hymenoptera, Formicidae. Bases 9 to 371 code for a protein of 120 amino acids.
UACAGUUCAUGACACGAUACACGAGUGGCAUCAUAGUCGUGACGAAUCUCAUCAAUUGGACGCCAACCGUUGCGCUCCAUGGGACAAUUGUACCGUGGCCGCGCUACGUCGUCGUCGCCGGGCGCAGAUGUUUGCAGUUCGAUGAUAAGGUUAAUGGCAUCAUUAAUAAGGCCAAUGGGAAGCGCGUGUUUGCAGCUCCGUGCGUGCAUCUCGCGUGCUGCGGGUACAAAAGGGUAGAGGAGGAUUAUUCGUAUAGAGGCCCCUUGGCCUGCCUGCUUCUCACCCUUCUCCUCGCUCGGAGUACGGACUUAAGACCGGGUUCACCGAAUUAUAAUUCCGCAUUUGUAUUCGUUAAGGCGCCCGGCGGUUAAGGCUAUAACCGCGAUGAAUUUCGCGUUACACGCAAUCAAGCGCGGCCGAGCGUUAAUUAAUGAUCGGGCGCGCUAUAUGCUCCUCUCGGUGCCGUCGACCGCGACUCGCUGCAUAUCGGCGCCCGGGAGCGUCGUAACCGAUUGCUCGUUGCAAUGCAGUAUCCGCUACAUAGGAGACAGAUAUAAUGAUAAUCGACACUAGAAAAAUAUACGGAUAGUCGACAUUGAUUUUAACUUGAUCGUUGCUUAAUGUGCUUAAUAACUCAACAGGCGCUCGAUUGAAAGACUCGAACUAUUAUCUAUGUGUCGCAAUUUCAUAAGUUACGCUUGUUUUAUCACUGAGGUAACAAUGCGUGAGAGAAAUUCGUUACGUCAAUUAUUCAUACAAAUGCAAGUAUUUUUAAGAACUUUAAUCCUUUGAUUGUUUGACAGGAUGUCACAAAGUGACUUCAGAGAAUAGUUGCGUCAUUGUUCAUUAUUUGUUUAUAUGUUAAUUACGAGUAUGUGUAACUACAAUAAUCUAUACUCUUUAAAUCUCAUAGAGUGGUUUCGCUAUUAAUUAUUAGAGUGAUGUAAUUCAUUCCUAUGGAUACUGAUCUCCGCAUUCGAAAAGAAUGCACUUAAAAAUGAAGUGCGAUUUCACAUCAAUUACAGAGUACAAUUUCACUUUUUGUUACAUUUGUAUUUGGCUCAUUUUUCACUCUUUGAGAUUAUAUAGAGUACAAUUACAAUUUAGAGUGUAUAUAUAUUUACAAUAGAUUACUCGGUUAUUAGUAUAAGUUUAUGAAUAAAUAUUACAGAAAAAAAUAUAAGAACUUUUAUGACUUUUUGUCAUUUUUUACAUUCCAAUUUUUUUUCUAAAAAUUCUUGUAUAUGAGAAACUAAUAAAUGUCUAAUCG